Molecule: messenger RNA, 1381 nt
Organism: Eurytemora carolleeae
Lineage: Eukaryota; Metazoa; Arthropoda; Copepoda; Calanoida; Temoridae
Exons: 14
Coding region: 88-1080 (330 amino acids)
Source: RefSeq, a predicted model, not a curated record
CAGGAAAAUGAGAAUAUAAAGUUAAUUUCUCCCCGAGAAUCAGGAAAAUGAGAAUAUAGAGUUAAUUUCUCUCCUAGAAUAAGGAAAAUGUGCGAAAAACCUAAAUUUGUGACUGUAGACGUGAUAAAAAGCUCCGCAGGGCUAACAAGAUUCUCCAGGUCUGGAGUUGUUUACCUACAGGAUUGUGAGGUUGAUAUAGAUGGAGAGACUGAGCUGGAGAAGAAUAAGCAACUAGAACUAGCAAAUAUCACAUUUAAAAAUUGCAGUGUAUCAAUAAAAAAUUUAAAAAUCCAAUCUGAGGGGUUUAUCAAUGGAAAAAGCCUGGAGUUUAUAUCCUGUGGAUCAGUAUAUAUAGAGAACUGUAAUAUAUCUUGUAACAAUCCUGGCUCUGACAAGGCACCCUACCCUAACAGACAAAACACUUCCUGUUGUGUUUAUGCCCUCAACAGCGAUUUAAAUAUCAAAAACAGUAUGCUAGAAGGUUCUGGUUUGGAGGUUCGAGGGAUUAUUGGUGAUCAGUCUACAGUAAAGAUAUUGGAGUCAACAAUCAAGAAUACUGAUAACUCUGGUGUGUGGGGGAGAAACAAAGCUGAUAUUUUUCUUUCCAAAUCACAAAUAUUAGGGUGUGGAGGAUAUGGUGCUGUGUAUGCUACCAACGGAGCAACUAUAACAGUUGAAUCCUGUGUACAAGUUGAUAAUCCAGGUGGCUGUGGAGUAUUUGUUCUUCACGAACAGUCAAGGGUUAAUCUCAACAAUUCAUCAUUAAGCAGGAAUAAGUGGAGUGGGUUUGGAUGUAGAUGGAGUGGAGGGGGAACAAUAACCAACUGUAACUUUGACUCCAAUGGCCAGGGUGCCUGGGCAAUCAGAAAAUCCACAAUUAAGGACGUUACUAGGAGAAAUAAUAUCGUCACAAAUGAUUUUACGGACAAGAAUUAUGAGAAAGUUGCAUUUCUUUUCGUGGACCCGUUGAAUACCGCCUUGGGAGAAAAGGGGCUUGCAAGCCGAGGUUUGAGCGUAGAGAAAGCCAAGGAGCUAAGAGAAAAAGAAGGAGGAAGAAGACAGAACACCAAGAUAAAAUGAAAAUAAGAUCCUGUGAUUGGUCCGAAGAAGAAAAAGAUUCUUUGAAGAAAAAAAAAUAAUUUUUCUUGAAAAAAAUAAAUAUAUUUAUAAAACAUCUAAUCUUUAAUUUAAUUAAAUGAGUUCAUAGAACGGGUUCUUGUUAAUUAUACGAUUAAUCUCCUGAAAAUCCUUCUCACUUUAUAACACAAUUACCCCUCCCCCCCCCUCUCGGGGUAAAUAUUUGAUUAAUAAAGGUUUAAUGCUUCGCAAACUAUUGCUGGGUAAACAUAAAGGGAGAUUCGUCAGGUAUACGAUCUUCUAA